AUGUCCAACGGCUACCUCGCCUCACCACUCUCCCCACCCCGCCCCACAUCUCGCCCGUCCUCGCGCGGCUCGAUCCGCUCCGCCGGACGCUCGAGCAGCCCCAGUGUAUCAUUAGGCGACGACCACGUGGCCAUCCGCACGCAGAUGUCCACGCUGAAGCACAACAUCCGCCACCAACAAGCCCAGCUCGCGACGCUCGAGAAGGAAGUCCUCCGCGGCCCCCGCCCGCUCCCUCCAGGCAUAUUCAACUCGCCUCCGAUGUCCCCCGCCGAGCUCGACGCCGCAGCGCCCCCGAGCUCGUACACGCCCCGGAUCGCGCGCCGGAGCAGCUACGACGCGCUGCAGGGCCUCGCAGGGCCCGAUUCCAGCCUUCCGCUGCCCCGGAGAGAGAGCGAGAACAGCAUUAGGGAGGGUAUCCCGACGUCAUCCGGGUCAGGGCAGCGAGCGUCAAGUCCUACGCGGACACUUAGCCGCAUCCCUGUCUCAUCCGUAGGAAACGCACGUGCACUAGCCGAGGAGGACAGCGGGAACACGUCCCACCAUUCGAAUCACUUGUCCGUGUCGACGUCGUCUAUGGGCGGUGGAUCCUCACCGCGACGACAGUCAUUCGCACCGGGUAACACGACGAAGGUGCUCGCGGAUCUGCAGGCGGGCGUCCUAAACGCCAAGAAUGCGCUGGAGAACACGAAGGCGCAGCUGCGCGUGAGCCAGCGGCAGGUCAGCCAGCUCACGCGGCAGACGGAGGACCUGAAGGAGGUGCGGGAGCGGUUGAGGCUGGAGAAUGAGGGCCUGAACAACGUUGUGGCGAGGAAGGAGCGGUUACUGCAAGAGGUGCUUGACCGAGCACGGAAAGCGGAGGCGGAGGUAAUCACGCUGAGGUCGUCGCUGAAGAGCGAGACAUCGACGUCGAAGAAGACUAUCCGCGACAUGGAGGCCUCCCUCACCGAGUGCACGGCGCGCACGCAGAAGGCGGAACGGGAGUACACGGUGCUACGGGACUCGAUCAAGGGCCUCGUGGAGUCGUUCCAGACCGACGCGGUGAACCUCCGAGAGGAGAUGAAACGACGCGAAGACAAGCUAAAGGGCGAAGCAGAGGAGAUGGGCCGCAAGUAUCGUUUGCUACUGGAGGAGAUCCAGAAGGAACGAGAGGACGGCGGAGAGGGUAUCGGCGAGCUGCGGCGCCUGACAAGAGAGAACGAACGAAUAGGCAAGGAGAUCGAGGACGGCCUGCGGACGGAAAUGCGGCAACUGCGGGCGGAGGUCGACCGGUCGACGACGGAGAGCGAGGAGGCGACACAGACCGCAAAAAAUCUUGCCGCCGAGCUCGGUCGUCUACGCAGGCUCAUGCGACAAGCGGGUGCCGCUGCAGCGCAGGACGCGCGUGGCGGACCGUCAUGA
Messenger RNA from Trametes versicolor FP-101664 SS1, 1398 nucleotides. RefSeq lists its product as uncharacterized. Gene Ontology annotation, cellular component: cytoskeleton. Lineage: Eukaryota; Fungi; Basidiomycota; Agaricomycetes; Polyporales; Polyporaceae. The record is from RefSeq and is a predicted model, not a curated record. The coding region runs from base 1 to 1398 and encodes 465 amino acids. The transcript is spliced from 6 exons.